Molecule: messenger RNA, 995 nt
Organism: Saccostrea cuccullata (small rock oyster)
Lineage: Eukaryota; Metazoa; Mollusca; Bivalvia; Ostreida; Ostreidae
Exons: 4
Coding region: 255-950 (231 amino acids)
Source: RefSeq, a predicted model, not a curated record
AAAGAUAAGCAAUCCCAUCUAGAUUAUUUUUAAAGAAAACAUUCGUGAAGAUUUACAUACAUGUACUAAGUUAAAGGGAAGUUAAACACUGACUGUAUUGUUAUUAUACACGCAGAGACAGGAAACAAACUUAGAAUAAGUUUUUGCCCAAGGUUUACUAGUGAAUAACAACAUACAAAGCUUUACUCAGCUAUCUUCACUCUGCAGAGAAAUAUGUCUUUUGAUAUAUAAAGUACUUGAAUAUUCUGUAAGAAAUGAGUGGGAAUAGCCGUAGCAGAACGACAGAAACUAGAGAGCAAAUCACCUUCAGCAUCAUCAACAAUUUUACCAUUUUGAACACAACAGAAUUUAAAGUUACUACAACGUAUACUACACCAGUCAUCUCAAGCCAAGUGCGACUGAUCUUACUGUCGCUCUCGGUAGCAGUCGUUGUCUUCCUUACAAUCAUUUUUCUGUGUUGGCUCUUUUGUCGUCGGAGGAAGGAAGCGUUGACGGAGACAUACAACCACUACUCACAUGUUGAUCAAACGGAGUUUGUAGAUUUUCAACAAAUGAGUGACAUGAUUUUAACAGAAAACAUUGAAUACGAGAUGGUGACGUUACCUGUAUCGGAUGUAGCUAAUUCUGAGAAUGUAGAUUCGGGAUUUCAUCAAACAGACGACAAAAUAGGCAAUUUGGUCGCAAUGGACAAGUUUCAAAAGGAAAGGAUACAUUUAAAUGGUCCCCAGUUUUCUGAACCCAAAGGACCCCUUUCAUUGAAUAGGGGUGACGAUUUUAAUAUAAAAACACCACCUUUAGAUGUUCAUAAAAACUUCGAAUUUUCUUCCAAGGAAAAUGCAAAUGAUGAUAACUAUUUUACAUUGGAGCCAGUGAAUGUAAAUGUUAAGGAGAAAUCUAAUGGACAAGUGGAUGGACAAAACUAUUUUACAAUAGAACCCUCACAAAAAUAGUGUAUUUUAUACUUUUCAGGAUUAAAGAUCAGUUUUCAUAACCUU